AUGCCCAAGCAGACAGAGCAAAGAAGCUCGCCGUCUCACAAGGGCGUUCUUGAGCUCGCUGAAAGCGACAACUCAAAGCCAAAGCCAGUCUUUAAUUCGCUACCCAAGGGGUCAGUCAACAGCAUCUUCAUCGUCACCACGCCAGCCAUGGGCGGCUCCAAGCUCACCGAGGAAGAGCAAGCGCUGCCCUUGGUCGAUGCCGCUGUGGAGCACGGGGUCAAGCACAUUGUCUUCAACUCUGUUGAGCGCGGCGGUGAUGGGAGAAGCUGGGAAAACCCGACCAGUGUCCCACAUUUCCUCGCGAAGCACAACAUCGAGAUUUACCUUCGCGACAAGGCGGAGAAGGAGCAGGGCAAAUUCACCUGGACCAUUCUUCGACCAGUGGCUUUCCUCGAGAACUUCAAGCCUGGCAUGUUUUGCGCGGUAUUCACGGCGAUGUGGGCGAGCGCCUUGAGUGCGGAGACGAAGCUGCAGCUUAUUAGUGUUCGCGAUAUUGGCAAAUUUGGUGCCAUAGCACUUACUGAGCCUGCCAAGUGGUCAAAAAAGGCUGUUGGUCUUGCGGGCGAUGAGUUGACUUUGGAUGAGGCUCGGGCGAAGUUUGACAGCGUGACGGGGAAGAAGCUGCCGCAGGCUUGGGGUACCUUUGGAAAGGCAAUGCUUUGGGCUAUCAAAGAAGUUGGCACUAUGUUCCAGUUCUUCGAGGAUGAUGGUUACCACGUUGAUAUUGAGGCGAGGAGGAGGGAUGUUCCGGACCUUCAGAACUUUGCGGCGUGGCUCAAAGCGCCGAGCAAUGGGUGGGCAAACUGA
Molecule: messenger RNA, 807 nt
Organism: Podospora pseudopauciseta
Lineage: Eukaryota; Fungi; Ascomycota; Sordariomycetes; Sordariales; Podosporaceae
Exons: 1
Coding region: 1-807 (268 amino acids)
Cellular component (GO): nucleus
Source: RefSeq, a predicted model, not a curated record